Orussus abietinus is the source of this 1421-nucleotide messenger RNA. Its product is annotated as cell wall protein IFF6. The transcript is spliced from 3 exons. The record is from RefSeq and is a predicted model, not a curated record. Bases 73 to 1203 code for a protein of 376 amino acids. NCBI's taxonomy places the organism in Eukaryota, Metazoa, Arthropoda, Insecta, Hymenoptera, Orussidae.
CCACGAUUCGAGCAAUCGAUCAGUCGCGAGGAGUGUCGACUCAGAAACUUAAAUCGUAAACUUGGGCUCAAAAUGCGAUUCGCCAUUUUUGCAGUAGUGUGCCUCUCUUUGGCCCUUGGCACUCUUGCCAAUGAUCUGAUUGUUGGGGAACGCGAAGAGGGAGAUGUCUUGGCUACAACCAGAUACCUCUACAGGCUUCCGAUCCCUUUCAAACCAAUGGUGGCUAAAACUGGGUACGGGCUCAAAGGAAAGAUCACUGCCAUAGAAGCCGUAAACUUGGGAGAAACGGAUGCCACCAUUGUGAUCCUCAAAGGCGGCGUCGGUUUCAAGCACGUCGUAAUCGCAGCAUUCGGAAAGCCAGGGGAAGGCAUCAACGUCCGAAUUAAGAUUUACGGUACCCUUAACGCUCUACCAAAACCGCCGACGACGGAGGCACCAUCCGAGGAGUCCAGCGAAUCGUCGUCCGGAGAGUUACCGGAGAAGCCGUCGCAGGAGUCAUCCGAAGAGUCGCCGGAGAAGCCGUCUCAGGAGUCAUCGGAGGAAUCAUCUGGACAAGGCACCGAGACCCCAGCUGAAGGUUCAACGGAACGGCCUCCUCAAGGAUCAACCGAAGGAUCAUCGGAGCAGACCACGGAGGGUCCAUCUCAGGGUUCAACGGAACGGCCUCCUCAGGGAUCGACCGAAGGAUCAUCGGAACAGACCACGGAGGGUCCAUCUCAGGGUUCAACGGAACGGCCGAUCCAGGUACCAACCGAAGGAUCAUCGGAGCAGACCACGGAGGGUCUAUCUCAGGGUUCAACGGAACGGCCUCCUCAGGGAUCGACCGAAGGAUCAUCGGAGCAGACCACGGAGGGUCCAUCUCAGGGUUCAACGGAACGGCCAAUCCAGGUACCAACUGAGGGAUCAUCGGAGCAAAUCACGGAGGGUCCAUCUCAGGGUUCAUCCGAACAGCCGAUCCAGGUACCAACCGAGGAAUCAUCGGAGCAGACCACGGAGGGUCCAUCUCAGGGUUCAUCCGAACAGCCGAUCCAGGUACCAACCGAGGAAUCAUCCGGAGACGGUUCGGGAGCUCCUGAAGGAACGACCGAGCAAUCCUCGACCGGAGAAUCAAGUGAAUCUUCCAGUUCGUCAUCCAACGAGUCGUCUAACCAAUCCACUGGCGAACAGUGGCCAUCAGUACCUCUGCAUCCAAAGUUCCUCUAAUUGGAUGUGUUCCCACGAGAACCCCGUGUCCUCCAAGGGGUUCGUAUUGUGUCGAAGCGACUGCUUCGCGGAGAGACAUUAGUAGUAUUCAAUUGUUAACGUAAGCGGUAUUCAAGUACUAAAAACGAAACCAUAUCCCUUCGCCAAUACUCGAGGGCCCGAUGCUAAUGUUCGAUACCGAUACAGUAAUUAUUAAAUAAAGAAGUACCUGCAUUUAA